Messenger RNA from Manduca sexta (tobacco hornworm), 514 nucleotides. RefSeq names its product cuticle protein 65. The record is from RefSeq and is a predicted model, not a curated record. NCBI's taxonomy places the organism in Eukaryota, Metazoa, Arthropoda, Insecta, Lepidoptera, Sphingidae.
CUAUCACUAGCCGUACACCAGCCAGCAGCGGUGGCGGUCGCCCAGCCUGUAGCCGUGGCCCAACAUGUAGCCGUCGCACAACCGGUUGUACACGCAGCCCCAGCUAUUGCCGUCGCCAAGCCUGCAGCCACCAGCUACGCUUCCUUCCAACAGGUCAUCAACCCGUCAGUGGCAAUAGCCCAGCCGGUAGUCCACGCGGCUCCCGCCGUGGUCUCGCAACCGGUUGUCCACGCGGCACCGGCAGUUGCCGUAGCGCAACCAGUUGUCCACGCGGCGCCCGCCUUCGCCGCGCAACCUAUCGUGCACGCGGCGCCCGCCUACGCCGCCCAAUCCUUCGUCCACGCUGCUCCAGCUAUCGCCCAGCCCGUCAUCUCCAAGUACGUGUCGCUUGGCGGUGGCUACGACCAUGGCUGGUAGCUGGAGAGCUAGUUGUUUAUUGUAAAUAUGUUUUUAUGCGUUGAGAUCAUGUCCGAGUGGGUAUGGUGCAAAUAAAGGUUAUUUAUAUCAGUACUGA